Messenger RNA from Meyerozyma guilliermondii ATCC 6260, 906 nucleotides. RefSeq names its product translation initiation factor eIF2 subunit alpha (gene SUI2). NCBI's taxonomy places the organism in Eukaryota, Fungi, Ascomycota, Pichiomycetes, Serinales, Debaryomycetaceae. Gene Ontology annotation, molecular function: ribosome binding; translation initiation factor activity; RNA binding. Gene Ontology annotation, cellular component: eukaryotic translation initiation factor 2 complex; eukaryotic translation initiation factor 2B complex; multi-eIF complex. The record is from RefSeq and is a predicted model, not a curated record. Bases 1 to 906 code for a protein of 301 amino acids. The transcript has a single exon.
AUGAGUUCAUCUAGUUGUCGAUUUUAUGAGAACCGCUAUCCCGAAGUCGGGGAAGUGGUCAUGGUGAAUGUCCAAGAGAUUGCAGAGAUGGGAGCAUAUGUAAAAUUGUUGGAAUAUGACAACAUUGAAGGUAUGGUUUUGUUGUCGGAAUUAUCCAGAAGGCGUAUUCGUUCGAUUCAAAAAUUGAUUCGUGUAGGUAAAAAUGAGGUUGCCGUUGUGUUGAGAAUGGACAAGGAAAAGGGAUACAUUGAUUUGUCCAAAAGAGCGGUUUCCGCCGAUGAUAUCGUCAAGUGUGAUGAGCGUUACAAUAAGUCAAGAGCAGUACAUUCAAUCUUGAAGCACUGUGCCGAGAAAUUCAACCUUCCCUUGGAGCAAUUGUACCAAAGUGUUUGCUGGCCAUUGAGUAAAAAAUAUGGUCAUGCUUAUGAUGCAUAUAAGUUAUCUAUUGCCGAUGACUCUAUUUUCGAUGACAUAAAAGCACCUUCACCAGAAGUGUUGGAUGAGUUGAAGUUGUACAUUUCGAGAAGAUUGACCCCUCAACGUAUACAAAUUAGAGCUGAUGUGGAAGUUUCAUGCUUCAGUUACGAUGGUAUCGAUGCCAUUAAAAAAGCAUUGAAGACCGCAGAAGAAGUCAGUACCGACCAAAUGCAAGUGAAGGCCAAAUUGGUGGCUGCUCCCUUGUACUUUAUAUCUCUCGAAGCUUACGACAAGAACCAGGGAAUUGCAUUAUUGGAAAAGGCCAUUGAAAACGUAACCAAGAGCAUCGAAUCAUUUGGAGGUAAUUGUAAAGUUAACAUGGCUCCAAAAGCUGUCACUGCUACUGAAGACGCUCAAUUACAGGCAUUAUUGGAUCGUAAAGAGGAGGAAGAUAAGAUUUCUUCGGACGAAGAAGAUGAUGAAGAGUAA